AUGUUGGCCGCCACGCGGAGGGGAGCUGCAUGUUACGAAGCACGGAAUAACUCCAGCAAGAAAAAGAAAAGAAAACGCAACCGAAUGAGCUUGGAAUAUUCUCCCGCUAGCAGCAAAAUAAACGAUUGGCUCUGUUUUCGUGGCGCGCCAUACGUGCCAGUGGACAAUCGUCCGUUGCCUGGACCUACCUCGGUUCACAAGCCGCAGUUGGAUAUGGUUCAAAUCAAGGGCUCAUCAGCACCAGACACCGGCAUCAUUCCUGCUGCCAAAGACUUCGCUCGCGUGACGAGGAGGAGGUGUGGGUGUGCUUUAAAUGGAUGGUUCCACUCAGGAUGGAUUUUCACAACCAAAUGUUCAACCGCCGCCAGCGAAUUCCUCCGCACUGGUCGAAUGUCGGUUAAAACCUUGAAUCAUUUGCGCAAGCCAAACCAACCGAUCUACGCCAUGGUGUCCACGGUUGGAGGCAGUUGA
Histoplasma capsulatum G186AR is the source of this 471-nucleotide messenger RNA. RefSeq lists its product as uncharacterized. The coding region runs from base 1 to 471 and encodes 156 amino acids. Lineage: Eukaryota; Fungi; Ascomycota; Eurotiomycetes; Onygenales; Ajellomycetaceae. The record is from RefSeq and is a predicted model, not a curated record. The transcript has 3 exons.